CCCUUCGCCUCACUCCUACUAAAACUCAAGGCGCGCACGCCCCACGCCGAACGCACGGCCACCGCCACUGCCCCAGGCACCUUUUCUCCUCUCCCACCCCACGCCCGAACGACCCCCAUGGAGUCCCUGCUUGCGGCGCUCCCGGCGGGCGGAGGAGGUGCGGUCGCUGCCGCUGCCGCGGCCGUCGGCGGGCUGGCCGCGGCCGCCGCGCUCGCCGCCAAGGCCGGCGUCGUCGGGACGGGCCGCACCAACGCGCCCCCAGCUGUUCCUGGUUUACCUCUUAUUGGAAAUCUGCACCAGUUAAAAGAGAAGAAACCCCAUAAGACCUUCGCAAAAUGGUCUGAUAUUUAUGGGCCAAUAUACACCAUAAAGACUGGGGCUUCAUCAGUAGCUGUGCUCAACUCUUCUGAAGUAGCCAAGGAGGCUAUGGUUGCGAAAUACUCAUCCAUUUCUACUCGUAAGCUACCUAAAGCAUUGUCAGUGCUGACUCGUGAUAAAACGAUGGUUGCUACAAGUGACUACGGUGACUUCCACAAAAUGGUGAAGCGUUUAGUUAUGUUGGGCAUGUUGGGCUCUUCUGCUCAGAGACAAUUUAGGGACACAAGAGACAUGAUGAUGGACAACAUGUUAAGCACUUUCCAUACGUUGGUGACUGACGACCCACAUUCUCCUCUGAACUUCAGAGAAGUUUUCAAGGACGAGCUGUUCCGCCUGUCCUUGAUCCAGAGUUUAGGCGAGGAUGUGGGUUCAGUUUAUGUGAAGGAGUUUGGGAGGGAGAUAUCGAAGGAUGAAAUCUACCAGAUCACUGUGGUUGACAUGAUGAUGUGUGCAAUCGAUGUUGAUUGGAGGGAUUUCUUCCCAUACCUCAGCUGGAUUCCCAACAAAAGCUUCGAAAACAGAGUACUUAUCACAGAAUCUAGGCGAACCGCGGUGAUGCAAGCCUUGAUCCAUCAACAGAAGAAAAGAAUUGCGCGUGGCGAGGCCAGGGCAUCCUAUCUGGACUUCUUGCUGGCAGAGAAGGCACUGACAGACGAACAGUUGAUGAUGCUGGUGUGGGAGGCAGUCAUCGAGGCUGCAGAUACUACUUUGGUGACGACCGAGUGGGCAAUGUAUGAGCUUGCUAAAAACCCAGAAAAACAGGAUCGGCUCUACCAGGAGAUCCGGGAGGUGUGCGGCGACGAGACGGUCACCGAGGAUCACGUGCCACGGCUGCCGUACCUCAGCGCCGUGUUUCAUGAGACGCUAAGGUUCCAUUCUCCUGUCCCACUGGUGCCUCCAAGGUUUGUCCAUGAGACCACCAAACUGGCCGGCUACGACGUCCCAGCCGGCACCGAGAUAGUCAUCAAUCUGUUCGGGUGCAACAUGAACAAGAAGGAUUGGGAGGAGCCCGAGGAUUGGAGGCCGGAGAGGUUCAUGGAUGGGAGGUUCGAGGCCGCGGACAUGUACAAGACCAUGGCAUUCGGCGCCGGGAGGAGGUCCUGCGCCGGGAGCCUGCAGGCGACGACCAUCUCGUGCGCUGCCAUUGCGCGCUUCGUGCAGGACUUUGCCUGGAGGCUCAAGGAAGGCGACGAGGACAAGGUGGACACCGUGCAGCUCACCAGCUACAAGCUCCAUCCGUUGUACGUGUAUCUCUCACCGAGAGGGAGGAAGUGAAUUAAUGCCAGCUUUGGUUUGGUAAUGAGGUGCUGGAUUUGCUCUUUACAAACUUGGCCAAACAAGAUGGCAGUAUGAUAUAAGUUUAUAAUGCCUAAUGGUUUGCUUGAACAAUU
Molecule: messenger RNA, 1769 nt
Organism: Triticum dicoccoides
Lineage: Eukaryota; Viridiplantae; Streptophyta; Magnoliopsida; Poales; Poaceae
Product: ent-kaurene oxidase 2-like
Exons: 8
Coding region: 118-1653 (511 amino acids)
Biological process (GO): gibberellin biosynthetic process
Cellular component (GO): chloroplast outer membrane; endoplasmic reticulum
Molecular function (GO): ent-kaurene oxidase activity; iron ion binding; heme binding
Source: RefSeq, a predicted model, not a curated record